Monosiga brevicollis MX1 is the source of this 180-nucleotide messenger RNA. RefSeq lists its product as uncharacterized. The transcript has 2 exons. The record is from RefSeq and is a predicted model, not a curated record. Bases 1 to 180 code for a protein of 59 amino acids. Lineage: Eukaryota; Choanoflagellata; Craspedida; Salpingoecidae.
AUGGCUCGCGGCAACCAGCGUGAAUUGGCUCGUGCCAAAAAUCUCAAGAAGCAGCAGGAUAAGACCAAGCAUCAGCGCGAGGACAACCUGACCCCUGCCCAGCGCCGAGAACGCGAUGCCAAGGCGCUGCAGGAAAAGGCCGCGCGCAAGGCUGCUCAGAAGGAGGCCGCCGGCAAGUAG